Messenger RNA from Acytostelium subglobosum LB1, 2016 nucleotides. RefSeq lists its product as hypothetical. The coding region runs from base 1 to 2016 and encodes 671 amino acids. The record is from RefSeq and is a predicted model, not a curated record. Gene Ontology annotation, biological process: L-histidine catabolic process. The transcript is spliced from 4 exons. Gene Ontology annotation, molecular function: urocanate hydratase activity. NCBI's taxonomy places the organism in Eukaryota, Evosea, Eumycetozoa, Acytosteliales, Acytosteliaceae.
AUGACUGCUGGAGAUCAUCUUAAAUCACUCGCCAACGGACUUGUCAUCAGCCCAUUGCCAACUCAUCCAGGUUACGACACCUCCGUGCCUCACGCACCAGGCCGUCCAAUCUCUCUCACACCUCAAGAGAAGAGACUUGCGAUUAAGAAUGCACUUAGAUACUUCCCAGAGAGCACACAUGCUCAGUUGGCACCAGAGUUCUUGGAGGAGUUGGAGAAGUAUGGUCACAUCUAUAUGUAUAGGUUCAGACCUGUAGGAUAUGAGAUGAAGGCCUACCCAAUCGAUCAGUACCCAGCCAAGCUCAGACAUGCUGCUGCAAUCAUGCUGAUGAUCAUGAACAACUUGGAUAGAGAGGUCGCUCAAUUCCCCCAUGAGUUGAUCACCUAUGGAGGCAAUGGAUCAGUGUUCCAGAACUGGGCACAGUAUCAUCUGGUCAUGAAGUAUCUCUCCGAGAUGACCGAGAACCAGACACUGUCCAUGUACUCUGGUCACCCAAUGGGUCUGUUCCCAAGCAAGCCCUUCAGUCCCAGAGUCAUCAUCACCAAUGGAAUGGUCAUCCCAAACUAUUCAUCAAGAGAGGAUUAUGAGAGAAUGUACGCUUGUGGAGUAUCUCAAUACGGUCAGAUGACUGCUGGAAGCUAUUGUUACAUUGGACCACAAGGUAUCGUUCAUGGCACUACAAUCACAUUGUUGAAUGCUGGAAGAAAGUACAUGAACUCGAGUGAUUUGAGUGGCAAGCUGUUCAUUACAUCGGGUCUCGGUGGAAUGAGUGGUGCUCAGGCAAAGGCUGCAGUGAUCUGUGGUGCUAUUGGUGUCGUCGCCGAGGUCAGUCUCGCAGCGGUCACCAAGAGACACGCUCAGGGCUGGGUCAUGGAGGUGUACUCUGACCUGGACAAGCUCGUAGACAGAAUCAAGUCGGCCAAGGUCGAGAAGAAGCCACUGUCGAUCGCCUACCACGGCAACGUCAUUGACCUGUGGGAGCACCUCGUCAAGACCGACGUCCAUGUCGAGCUUGGCUCGGACCAGACCUCUCUGCACAACCCGUACAAUGGAGGCUACUACCCCGCCGAGAUCACCUUUGACGAGGCCAACGUCAUGAUGGUCAAGGAGCCAGCCAAGUUCAAAACACUGGUUGAGUCCAGUCUUGUCCGCCACACCAAUGCCAUCAACGCGCUGUCGAAGCGCGGUAUGAAGUUCUGGGACUAUGGCAACUCCUUCUUGCUGGAGGCUUCGCGUGCCAAGGCCAACAUCUUCAAGCCCAACUCCAAGGACUUCCUCUACCCAUCAUACGUCCAGGACAUCAUGGGCGACAUCUUCUCACUCGGCUUUGGACCCUUCCGUUGGGUCUGCACAUCGGGCAAGCCCGAGGACCUCCAAACCACAGACAACAUUGCUCGCUCGAUCAUUGAGAAGCUGCGUGUUGAGAACAUCCCCGAGAAUGUUCAGCAGCAGUUCAAUGACAACCAUCUGUGGAUCACCCAGGCUGGCGACCACAAGCUUGUCGUUGGAUCACAGGCUCGCAUCCUCUACUCUGACGCCAUUGGACGUGUCGAGUUGGCCGUGGCCUUCAACAAGGCCGUGCAAUCGGGUCAGCUCAGCGCACCAGUGGUCAUCAGUCGUGACCACCACGACGUGUCUGGAACCGACUCACCGUGGAGAGAGACAUCCAACGUUGUCGAUGGCUCUCAGUUCUGUGCCGACAUGGCCGUGCAGAACUUUGCUGGAGACGCACAUCGUGGCGCCACCUGGAUCAGUUUGCACAAUGGAGGUGGCACGGGCUGGGGUGAGGCCAUCAAUGGAGGCUUUGGCAUGGUGCUCGAUGGCUCUGCCGACUCCGAGGACAAGGCCAAGCUCAUGUUGGCAUGGGAUGUUAACAAUGGUAUUGCCAGACGCUCAUGGUCCUACAAUGACAAUGCAGAGACCACCAUCCAGCGUGCGAUGAAGAUCGAUCCAAACCUCAAUGUGACCAUCCCCAAUCAUACCUCUGAUCAAACUUUGCAAUCAAUUGGUUUGUAA